Molecule: messenger RNA, 4834 nt
Organism: Vespula vulgaris
Lineage: Eukaryota; Metazoa; Arthropoda; Insecta; Hymenoptera; Vespidae
Gene: side
Product: neural cell adhesion molecule 2
Exons: 12
Coding region: 1625-4018 (797 amino acids)
Molecular function (GO): protein binding
Source: RefSeq, a predicted model, not a curated record
GCGUGUCUUCGCUUUUGCUUUUAGUUUCGUGCCAGUCGUUGCCGUUGCGACUGGGAAGAAGAAAGAGAUUAUCGUCGAUCGCACUUUCAUUUUACGCUCAUUUAUAUAGAAAAAAAUUAUCGAAAUCAAACUUACGAAUAUCGAUUACCGCUUUCGCGAUCUGAAAUCUUUCUUCUUUGCCAAGAAGAGACGCUUCAGGAACGCUUCGAAAUUUCUGCCACGCGUUUUCUGCCAGGGCGGAAAUUCAAAAUGAUUUGUCGUCAUCCCUCGUCUUUCAAAGUUUGCCAACUUUUCCCACCGUUAGAGCAAUGACAAAACAGUCACGAUUUAUCGUGAACCCUCCAUAGGAGAUAUAAAUAAGUGACGUUUCGAUGUUUUCUCGGUAGUACGAGAGCGGUGACAAGGCAGAAGCAAUCCGUUCGUUUAACGAUCACGGAUAUUCAAGGAAAUUCUAUUGAGAGAAAUUUUCGAGAGUUCGAUGUUCGACCGAUCAAAGGAGACGACAUACGAGGAGCAGAAGUCUUGUAGAACGAUGACAAAUGUAAAUAGAAGGGUAGAAGUUGCUUGAAGAUUUAGCCACCUGAUCGUGGAUCUAAAUUGAACGAUCUGCUGUACGAAAAAAGGAAAACUAUCGCUAAGAAUAACGCGUAAAGACGUGAAAGAGAAACAAAUAAGAAUAGAAGGUUUAUCCGUCUUGAAGAUACGGGAUCAAAGUUGAGAUUCUUGUAAGAGAGGGUGGACACGAAAGAAGAAGAAGAAAAGGACGGGAAAGAAGAGGAGUAAAAAAGGAGGAAGACACGGAGGAAGACGGAUAAAAAGAAAAGAGUAAACUCUCGAGAGAAGAAAGGGAGAAAGAAAGGGACAGUCGGCGUCUCGACGUCUCCGACGACGGGACAAGUAUUGACCGAGUCAAAGGAAAUAUCGGCGUGUUGUGAGGGAGAAGCGAAAGGGUUGCCGAGCGAGAGUUGGUGCGAGAGAGGAAACAGGAAGGGGACAAAGAGAGGUCCGUUGCUCCGACAAAAAGUGCGACGGCUCGUUUUGUUAAUCAAAAAGAUUCCACGGGCCGGCCGCGACGUGUCCGGCGUAAUAACGAGCACGUGUGAGCGAACGAGCCAGUGUCUAGCCUUCUCGCGAGAUAAGGCUCGUGAGGAUUGUAAAAAAGAGAAAGCAGAGUGAACGUCCAUUGGGAAUGUCUUAAUUUCUACGAUCCCCUUGCUUUUUUCCAUCGAAAUACUACGGAACUGCUUUCGAUUAGUCAGACGAACGAAUAUCGACAUUUUUCGUUUCUUAAAUCGGUCUCGCAAUUUUGAGAACGUUUUAACGGAAUGAUUCGAAAAAACGCGAUUUCUCGCGUUAAAAAAGAGAAAGAAUAAAAAAUACGACGACGACACGACACGAUCGAGAAUGAGAAGAAAAUCUUACGAAAAGAGCGAGAGCUCGCGAUCGAUCCUAUCGACCGCGGUGCAUCCGUUCGAAGAUCGAGCACGUCCGGAGUUUUUCAAGGAGAAAGCUUCCCGUUGAUUCGUUCGAGCUUGCAACUCGAACGUUCAUCGAUCGAAUGAGGAGAAACGGUUGUGGGGGCGGUGUUUCGCACGUCGGCAAGAACACCUGAGCUCGAUUCGAGAUGCGCUCCGCGAUCGGAUGUAGUAUCUUUCAGACGAGUUUACUGAUGUUGCUGACAUUGCUGAAAACACGAACGGGCGAAGCGACUCCUAUGCCAGAGGAAAACCCCUUUCAAAACAAAGUACCUGUCAGAUUGAUAUGGGCCAACGAGGGAGAUGACGUGGAAUUACCAUGUGACAUAACACCACCGACUCCUACCGAUUCCGUUAAUAUGGUACUCUGGUUUAGGGAUAGUGCCGGCAUACCUCUUUACAGCCUAGACGCAAGAAGCGGUAACUUAAGCGCGGCAAUUCAUUGGGCCGACGGAGAUGACCUUGGAAGGCGCACUUACUUUCAAGUGGGCGACGGUCAACGAUCAAAAUUGAAGAUCACCAAAGUCAAAUAUAAGGAUCAGGGUUUAUUCAGAUGUAGAGUCGACUUUGUCGAUUCCCCAACAAGGAAUUUCAGAGCAAACCUCAUCCUCGUCGAGAAACCGACGAAACCAGUGAUAUAUGAUGCCCAGGGACGCGAGGUAACAGGCAUUGGCGGCCCUUUUCUCGAGGGUUAUGGUCUUCUUUUGACCUGCCAAGUGUCAGGAGGAAGACCAAAACCAUCAGUAACGUGGUGGAAGGACGGUGAGCUACUCGAUGCUGUAGAUGACACUCCUACAAUCGGUUCGUUGAGCAAGUUCACGAUAAAUCAUCUCUUCAUUGGCAAAGUUACGCGAGCAUUAUGGGGUACAAAACUUGAAUGCAGAGCUCAGUCUGCACCAAUGGCGAAACCUAUUAUUCGAGAAGUACCUCUUGAUAUUUAUCUCAAACCGGCCGUGGUAAAAAUCAGCUUGAGCGACGAAGAGAUGUACGCCGGUCGUCCGAUCGCUGCGAAAUGCGAAACUUGGGGUAGUUCUCCAGCUGCCAGAAUCAUUUGGAGAUUAGGCGAUGAAGUGAUCGGUGAUCCUAUCGUUUCUAUUACGCAGAGAAGUAAUUCCACGGUCAGUAAGAUCGUUCUUGCUCUCGGAAAAAAUGACGAUGGCAAGGAACUUGCUUGCAAAGCCGAAAAUCCCAGAUUUCCUGGUGGAGUGCUCGAAGAAACAAAAUCUCUUCGCGUUCUUUACGCACCGGUCCUCACGGCUCAUCUAGCAACAGGAUAUAUUCUAAAUACAUUGAGAGAAGGAGAUGAUCUGAAAUUGGUCUGCGACGUUCAGAGCAAUCCUCCACCGACGAAGGUCAUUUGGUAUCACGACGAUAUACGAUUAGAGCACGAUGUGAGCGCCGGUAUUUUGGUAUCCUCCAAUACGCUCACUCUUCGUGUUCUCACUCUCGACCACUCUGGUGAAUACUCUUGCGAAGCUACAAACUUUGUUGGACAAGGGCGUAGUUCGCCUCUUCUUAUUCACAUGAAGUAUGCUCCAAGAUGUAGAGAGGGUUAUGAGAGGCGAGAAAUAGCGGCUGUUCGACACGAAACGGUGACCCUGAGAUGCGAAAUCGAGGCAGUUCCAGACGAGUUGAUUCGAUUUUCUUGGAGCUUCAACGGAACGCGAGGCGACGUCCUACCGCUCCCAAAUUCAAGAGUUCGGGAUAAUGGCCUCGUUAGUUUACUGGAUUAUACUCCCAGUGCGGAUACUGAUUACGGUACUCUCGCUUGUUGGGCUAGUAACAGUAUAGGAAGGCAAAGGUUACCAUGUUUGUUCAACGUAGUACCGGCAAAAACACCACAAGCACCGAUAGAUUGUUCGUUACGCAACGAAAGUACUUCCUUAGAAGUGAAUUGUAUUCCUGGUUCGGAUGGUGGUUCACCGCAGCACUUCCUGCUGGAAGUUCGCGGUCCCUUUGGUAGUUCUGGUAUCGUACAGGUCAUCCCACAAACCCUUCAAACGCCCCAGAGCGAUCAAGGUGCAGUGAGCGAAGUACCGCCUAUAUAUCAAGAAAGAAAUCCAACUCCUACUUUUCGACUUCACGAUCUUAAGCCAGGCUAUGAUUAUACUCUCUAUGUAUAUGCCGUCAACGGACGUGGAAGAAGCGAGCCCACUCUUCUUAAGCACGUACAAGUUGCCGAACCAAUUGGUGGAAAGCUCGAAAGUACUGGGAUUUUUCUCGAGGAUUUGAAGAAAGCCAUUCCUCAAGUCGAUUCCCAAAGCAUGAUUAUCGUGAUGGCUUUGAUAGGUGCAGCGGCAUUGAUUUUAGUAGGCAUCGGCGUAGUGAUCGGCUUGGCAAUUUGCAAAAGGAGAUCCAACAGGCCCGUUGUUUCGGGCCCUGAUGAUUUUACUACACCAACAUAUAUACCCGCACAAAGAAUCGAACCUAGAAUUAGGUAUACGGCCGAAGGUAGACACUCGCAAAGAAGAAGCUUGUACGUAGAAGAAAAUCGAAAUGAUCCUGAUAUUUUGCAACAAGUGGAAGUCGACUUACAAGUCUAACGGCGAAAAUUUGAAACGAGCGACGUGACUCGCUUACGGAAGCAUAAUCGUACGACCAGUAUUUUAAUUAAGAAAAUGAGAUCUAUAAUUGUAACUUUCACAAUUUUCCCGAUUAACUCGCAAAGUGUAAACAUUAGCAUAGAUAGUAUUAUUCUCUGAAAAAAUGGUGUACAGUAUCUCUUGACGAACGAGUAAAGCUUAUUAAUAAACGUUGUCGAUAUGUUAAAUAUUUUACUUCUUAUUGUAUAUUAGAUUUUAGUAUAAAGCGCGAUAAUUAAGAUAAUAAAAUUAAUAAUAAGUAGAUAAAGAAAAGUAUAAAUCGCUUAGCCAAAGAUGUAUGUACAUUUAUUUUUCCAUGGCUUGCGUAGUACAUGCGUAUUGUAAUUCCAAUAGUAAUAUCUAUUUUUGUCGUAAUUCUACUCUUGAUAUAAGUAACUUAUAAAACAUUAUACCUCAUUCGAGUAAAGCAAGCGGGCGCCAACUUAAGAAGCGCAUAAUAUAUUUUAAGCUCAUCUUUAAGAAAAUGCCAUUAGCGUAACAACAAGCGUAGCCGAUAAAGUUUAUCUUGCUUUUGUAUGUAAUCAUGUAAAUAUUUUUGAAAAAUAAUGUGCGUAUCGAAGAAAAUUAAAGUGAAAAAAAUAUAUUGUAAAUUAUAAUAAUCUUAGAAACAAUGUUCCUUGUAAAAGUUAAAUCCUCAUGUCCUGUAAUAUUUUAAAAAAAGAUUCGGAACAAACCGAGGACUGAUUUGAAGAUUUCUUCAUCGAUCUUAAUGAGUGUUACACUAUUCCAGGAAAAUAAAUAAACUGAAUCACUAUA